AUGCCGUCGGUUACCAUAAGCCCGUCGAAACUGCGUACUAAGUUCGACGACCGCUUCAAGGCGUUCAUGGCCCCUCGGCAACGCACCCCACCCAACACUCGAAAGCGCAAAUUACUGCCAGAGAAGUCUAGAGCCGCAGAUGAGUUGAACGAGCUCCCGCCGCCUCCCCCGCCACCGAAGGACCUGAGCCCCAAGGCGAGGAAACGCUACAUCGAGAGCUGGCAAGUACUCUACUCUGCCUUCGAGACGUCCGAGCUGGCGCGCACACCGUCCCCCGACUGGUCCUCGGACAGCUGCACGGGCCACUCAACGCGGCCCAACUUCUACCUCGCACGGCAGCUCCGUCCGUCACAAUCUAAUCUCGUUGAUGUCCCAGAAGACAUGAAUUCGGACGCCGCGUUGCAUUCCCAUUCUAGUUCCAGACCGCGUGCUGGUAACGGCACGGGUCCAGGUGCUGCAGGCGUGCGCCCGCAGACGGCUUACACACCUACUACCCCACCUGCACCCUCGCGCAUCCCGAUGCUGUCCUAUCGCGUCCCGCUCGCCCGCGGGCGCAUCCCCGAGCGCCGCGUCGCUUCGACGCCCGACGAGCUCGAGCUUAGACGCCGGGAGGCGCUGCGCCGCAAGGAGAGGGAGGAGGAGCAGGCGCGCCGGGAGGAGGAAGAGCACCAGGAGCGGCUCAGGCAGGCGAAGGAGGAGGAAGUGCGCCGCUACGAGCAGGAGGAGCGCAAACGAAAGGCGAUCCUCCAGUCGGAGCUUCGCUACGCGGCCGAGCAGCGCACACGGAAGGAGGCGAUGGAGCGCGAGGCAGAGGAGAAGCGAAGGACUACCCUGGAGGAGAGGAGAAAGGCCGACCGCGAACGCCGCAUACAGGAGACGCAGAAGCUGCAGGCGUGGCGAAGCGAGCAGGCCAAGCGUGCGCAAGAUAUCUCUGGCAAGCGUCAGGAGAUGCGGCGCAAGGUUUUGGACGAGAGGCGGGCGCUGGCCGCUCGCUUGAAGGCUGCUGCGACCACAACAGGUGGCCGCCAUGUGCUUUCGUCGGGCUGGGUCACUGUCCAGUCUGAGCAGUCUGGAGCAUGGAAGCGGCGGUACUAUCAGCUCGAUGAUGAGAAGCUAUACUUGUUCAAGAACAAGGAGGAGACCGACCAACCCCAAGAAGCAGUCAAAGUGUCCACUGUCGGAAGUGUCAAGGACUGGCAAGAGGGCUAUGAAGAGUUGGAAGGCGUGCCACAUUCUUUUGCCGUCGAAUUCGGAGAUGGUCGAUAUGCAUGGUCCAUGUACACGGAUUCGGCCGAGGAGAAGGAACACCUUGUUGCGGUCCUGAGCCAGAAUAUGACCUAA
Molecule: messenger RNA, 1341 nt
Organism: Rhodofomes roseus
Lineage: Eukaryota; Fungi; Basidiomycota; Agaricomycetes; Polyporales; Fomitopsidaceae
Exons: 3
Coding region: 1-1341 (446 amino acids)
Source: RefSeq, a predicted model, not a curated record